Messenger RNA from Suillus plorans, 324 nucleotides. RefSeq lists its product as uncharacterized. Bases 1 to 324 code for a protein of 107 amino acids. Lineage: Eukaryota; Fungi; Basidiomycota; Agaricomycetes; Boletales; Suillaceae. The record is from RefSeq and is a predicted model, not a curated record. The transcript is spliced from 4 exons.
AUGGAGGCCCAUCUAUGUGUCCAACUGGGAAACAUUGCCUUGGAUGGCGUGCGCCAUAAUGAAGCUGUUGAACACUUCACUGCUGUUGUCAAUGCUAGCACUUUCUUUUACAAAUCGCCAAUUCAUUUGAUGUACGAUGAAUUUGUCGUGCUCUUUGGCUGGGACCUCAAGUCCUGGUGGCAAACUGCGAAGCAACAACAGUGUUGCGCAUUCUUUCGAGCAGGUAGUUUUGGAGAAGCCAUCGAAUUGUAUCAGUCAAUGAUGGAUAAGAUUGAUGAGGACAUGAAGGCUGACUUGCAUGCUUGGUUUGCUGCUCUCGAGUAA